Molecule: messenger RNA, 9180 nt
Organism: Porites lobata
Lineage: Eukaryota; Metazoa; Cnidaria; Anthozoa; Scleractinia; Poritidae
Source: the annotation of a GenBank genome assembly
GAGAACCGGAAUGACAAUGACCCUAAUCUGUUUGAGGGUGACAUGCGCCUUACCCCUGAACAACGAUACAAUGCAGAGCAUGGAAAAGAUGUCGACAGUCCUGGCCGGAAAAGAGGUUCAAGUAAAAUUUAUGGAAAGUGGCCAAGUGGAAUCAUUGUCUAUGCGAUCGACCCAACUCUUGGUAAGCUUUCUAUGACGGUAAAGAUCGAACGUUUAUCGACAGUUUUGGGUCAAAAUUAUGCCGCCUCAGCUAUAUAAUCGUCCCACCGUCCAGAUAAUCGUCCCACAAAAAUGCUACCAAAUAAUUUUCAGAAAAGGGCGAGAUUUUUUUCAGUUAAGAUAAUUCCCAGGAUCAAGCAGAUUUUGUUUAGUUUUUACAUUUACUCGCUGCAGUACGUAGCGUUAGCGAAGAAAUUAGCUCUACAUGGCAGAGUUAAAGCUUCAAAAAGAACAAAAAAUAACUUCCGAGCACGAUAAUUCAAGUUACAAUCAGAAGAAAUAUGCUCGGAAAAACUGGCCUCAAAAAAAAAAGAGGCACCUUUAAUCUUUUUCAGUCUUUGUACAUCCGUACCUUCUCUUGAAAUUGUUGCGUAAGAGAAAUGUUCCUUUACUAAAUUAAGCGAUCGCGAGAUUUUCGUCUUUUACUGGCCAGACCACAAAUGGCUGGAUUUGACUACAUUUCGUCCGGCACGCUGACGUCACAGUGAGGAUCAUUGUUGUGGUUAUUUAACGCUUCCUUUAACUCUCUAGCAAGAAAUUCCAGAGCAAUGAAGGUCAUAAGAGAUGGCAUGAAUGAAUGGGUCACGAAAACGUGCAUCCGUUUCAAACAAAGAAGAAGUGAAUCAAGUUACGUCUACUUCAAACUUGGUAGAGGGUAAGAAGAAUCUUUUGUUGCAAGUGUGAUCUCACAGUUCUACCUAACCAUCCAAUGUUCAAGCAAAUUUAUCCCAAACGGCGGUAAAUAGUGAUAGGGAAGGGUAGAAAUUCUUAUAAACAUGAGAAGUGCAUGAUUACCACCAGUGCCGCCCUAUAUGUGUAUCAGGAAAAAAUCAACUACUUUGGAGCCCAGUGGUUUUUUCUUUGUAUUGUUUUAACACUUCUCUGAGCCUGUUGUUCCUUAGUGAUGAAAGUGGAUAAAGGUCUUAUCUAUUUAUUUAUUUAUGUUUUAUUCAUUCAUUGUUUUAAUGUUUUGAAAUGGAGAUGUAAGGCUGACCAUGCCUUUUCAACUCCUAAAUUAACAAAAAGAGAGAGAGAGAGAAAUAUAAAGGUCAGAAGAAUUACUCUCCCAUAUAGGCCCUAUACCGAUCGUAAUCCCUCUAAAGAUAUAGAUCUUCUCCGACAUCCGUUGUUCCCAGGAGGGUUGAGUGAGGGUUGAGCCAAUCAUGUGUCCUUAAUUUUACCAAUGUUGACAGCUUGGCAUUGGGCAUUGGCUCACGCUAUGCGUCGCGACGUCCGCAAAACGAUUGUUAAUUUGGCAGCAGACGUAAGUUUAGUUAAGAAAACUGCAGUCAUAGGAAAGCUGAAUGAACCGAGUAUACGUUUAUUGGACGAAUAAGACUUUCAUUUCAUUUUCAUUUUCAUUUUAUUUGUUUCUCCAAACCAUGGCAGAUGAUAAUACAGAAUUAGAUAUAAGGUGAAAAAGUAGGUAACAAACAAAAAUUACAAUGAAAGAAAACGUACAAUCAGAUACGAAAUUAAAGCUCUUAAAUUAAAUCACAUUGUGUAUAGGAAGGAGAGGAGAGGAGCACGUCUAGAUAAACUAAUAUUGUGCCCCUAAAAGUUACGUAAAACAAAAAGCUUGUAAUUUUUAAUAGAAAGGUGAAGGAAAAACUAUAAAAUAGCUCAGCAAAUUAUUACAGAAACGAUGUUUCAUUAGUAUUGAGCAAGGUACUAGCGUAAAAGUGUUUUCCUGAACAUUUUUUAGAUGAUUUGUCUCUGAUUCAUUGCGGAAUACUAUUCCAAAAGAAUCUUCCAAUAACGCUGUGGUAGCAGAAUCUCCCGAGAUAAUAAAUGUUAGCUCGAAAUGGGGGUAUGACUACUUGAUUAGAUGAUGCAGUGCGGGUAUUGUAAUUAUAUAGCUAAGAAUAGUGAAACAGGUAUAUCAGGAAACUUUUUAUGAUGGAAAUAAUCAUAAAAAAGCAUACAUGGGUUCAGUUUAACUAUAUCAGGAAAUUUCAAAAGGCUAGAUACGUAGAUACGUAGUGUGGAGUUAUUGAUCCAUUAAAGGAAUAUCAUUUAUAUAUAAUAAGGACCGCUUUGUUUUGUGAUUUUACGAUUUGAGACUGCAUUAUAAUUAUUCCUUCAUAGUGUACAAGCGUAAGUAACAUAAGGAUAUAUAAGAGAAUAAUACAAACUAAUAAGUGUUGCUUUUGACACAUAAUGCCUUAACUUAACCAUAACCAUAGGUCAUUAAUAAAUAUAAUUUAUAGGAAGGGUCCUGGUAUCGAUCCUUGAGGUACACCAGUGGAGAAGGAACAUGACUCGGAAGCAACACCAUUUAGAUACACCUGCUCCUUCCUGUUACUUAUUAAGUAAAAUUGAACCCAAUUAUUUUCGCUUUAUGGUAAUCCGUGAUAUCUAAUUUUAAUUAAUAAUAUUUUAAUUUGGUGAUUGUGACUUCAAGAAAGUGAGUGUAGUAAGAGCUUUACGACUUAUAAAAGAAAAAGUACAGUCGCACGGACUGUUAAGUUUCAAAUAAUUAAUACCGAAGGAACUACAGGACAUGGAGCUCCAGUCUCACUCAUAUCAAGAAAAACAUGGAUUGACUCAGCGGCUGAGAAUGUUCUCCGUGUAGCUUCGGUUUAAGCUACUAUUUGAAUCUGAAGAUAAUUUACCGUGAGAAUUCAGCAUCCUGCAAACAGUAGACUAAAGAGCGUCUAGCGCCUAUAUCCCAGCGUCAGAACAUGCAGGAAAUCAUCAUCACAUUCACGGACAAAAAGCUACUCGCAUGUAGCUAUUCAGAUACAUACAUUUGGAGAAAACCAAAGAAACGAAAAUCUUUAUUAAAAGGUUAUUUAGCUGCAAUAAAGAUGUCAAAGAAAAUUAGUGCUUAAAACUACUUCGGAGAUCAAAUUAAUCCUGUGUAAACCAAAUGCCGGAAACCAGAAAACAAUAACUAAAUUUAACAGACCAGCUUGAUGACCUCUCAUUGUCAAUGUAUGACUCCACUGAGACUCAUAGUGGCCAAAAGAAUACUCCAUGCACUGCAUAACCUGCCUGCUAGAAAAAAAAAGAAGGAAAACCGUUGUUGUUGUAAAGCAUACUCUAAGGCAGUCACGUUUCACACUAUCACGAGAGUCGUUUUUAGCUUGUCAACACUUUAUUUCAAACUUAAUAUCAUAGGUGACGAAUUACUCCUUAAUUUUGGCGCGAAAUUUCAGCGUUAAUUUGUAAUUUGACAUGUGAAAUUACAAAUUUGCCAUGGCAACCUUCCGUACGUCUCAGUGUCAAGAUGGCGACGAAGUUUUAAAAUGCCGUGAAUGAAGAUGUCAGGGCGCUUUAUUCUGAACUUUAUAAGCCGAAUUUAAGGUACUCCCAUACAUCACCUAUAAGGGUAUGUGCCACCCAACGGGGUCGUGAUUUUGAAGCUCCUGAUUUAGAACGGGGUAUCCAUUUCAGAGGCGUUUCCUAGAUCGGGGUAUAAUAUUUCGAACGCACGAAAGCUCCAGUUUUUUUGCACCCUGUGUUUUAGCGUGCAGGGAGGGCGUAUUUUGGCGCGAGCCUCGAGCGCUGACUCCGCCAUCUUGGAUAAAUAGGCGCGCGGACGUCUGGAACGAGUCCAUAAUGUACCCGACGGGGUAAGAGAAGGAAAAUCGUUAGCUUACGAGCGUGGUUCUGUGCGUGGUGAGAGAUUUUGCGUCAUAAUUAACCGCAUUGUAUCCACAUGCACAGGAAACGUACUCCGGAUGAUUAUGAAGAAGCAUUUAUAAGUCGAACAGAUAAAGAAAUAUCUUUUUACAAAAGCAGGGCUAUUUCAAUUUACAAACGUUCUAGAACGGAGUAUAAAAAAUUGGCCCAUUUCUGGAACGGGGCAUCAGUUUUAGGGCGAAUUCUAGAACGGGGUCUAAAAAAUUGGCCCAUUUCUAGAACUAAGUAUCAGUUUUAGGGGAAAUUUUUUUUAGAACGGGAUGCCAAUUUGGAGUCCCGGGCGGCACAUACCCAGCCAAAAAAUACCCAAGUGCCCCCCUCGGGAGUUCUCGAUCGAUACGAUCCAGGAUAAACAUGUCAAAAAUUCAAGAUUGCUAACGUAAUUCGUCACCCAUGAUAUUAAUAAGUAAUCAAAUGGUAUACUCGUGAAAUUAGGGAAUAAUUUUACGCGCGUUUUGUCCAAAUCCUAAUAAUUUCCCGAGCCUAAAGGUUCACGAGUACACCAUUUGAUUACACAUACUAAUUUCCUUUGACGAUUUUCAUUUUCUCGAUGCAAAUGGCGAGUGAUACGUGCUCAAAUAAAAAAGACCUCUCAAAACACUAUUUCGCAUCAAGAGAGGAUAGACUCCUUGUUUCGCAUUCUUCCAACUCCCGUGGGAUCCCAACAUGUUUUUGCACUUUCGCUCCUCCACGACACGUUCACACAACGCGCGAGGAAAUAUUAUCCGCAGGAAAACUGAAGCGUUCCAAAAAUAACUUUAGAGGGAUUACGAUGGGUAGAGGGCCUAUAUGGGGGAGUAAUUAUCUGACCUUCAUGUGCUCUUUCCGAAAUACCGUAUCAACCAAAAAGCAAGCCACGUUUUCUUUCAAGUUUGUUCAGAAAGAGAUAUGAACAUUGUAUGAACAAGAAAGAGGUCAUUCUAAAGAGCGUUGUCUUCUUCCAAUCAUCAUCAGUCAUAUGAUCAUUAAUGACAAACAUUAAAAAGUAUAGGUGGAUUCGGGCGGCGCUUAUUGAGUAAAUAUGGUAUAUGUAUUCCCGCAUUAGAUGUCGGGCAUAUUACAAGUUGCUCAUUUUAAUCACUCAUUCAUUCAUUCAUUCAUUCAUUCAUUCAUUCAUUCGUUGAUUGAUUCAUUCAUUAACUCCUUCCUUCCUUUCCUCCUUCCUUCCUUCUUUUAUUCAUUCAUUCUUUCUUUCGUUCGUUCUUUCAAUUCUUUGUUUGUUUGGACACUUCUCUGUUGUUUGCACAUGUCUGAAGUUCUUAGGAUAUAUCAAGGGGCACCAACGGAUAGCAAACAACAACAACAACAACAACGUAAUUUCUACACACGAGUCUAGCUACACACAGUAAUCUUACAAAGAAUGAAUAACUCGAAUUGACUCUUAGUUUAUUCCACCACAUGGUUAACUACACUAAUAGCAUGCAACAAGAUAGUCUUUUGCAUGCUCGUCAGCACCCCUUUUUCCUGGCGAGCAUUAGCGAGCCAGCACACUUUGAGAGGGUCGGUGGUGUUACAUAACACCUUAGCGCAGAAAUUCUCGAUUUUCUGGAUGUCAUAUUCGGGGCAUUAGCAAUUUGACUUUUUUAUCAUGUGACGUCACAAUCAAUGAUUUGUUCUACCCAUUCCACCCUGCCGUGUGGCUGGCGGUUCAGAGUUUCAUAAGAGGUGAAAGGUAAGAGUCCUUUUUUCAUGCCAACAAGUUUCUAAAUGUCCGGGGAAGUAUUCAGCAAGGUGACGAUCAGAUUAGGGAUGAAUCUCGAGGACGACGUGAGGUUUUUAAUUAUUUUGUCUUACUUCGUUUAACAAUGGGUGUGUGAAGAAAUUGAUUGCCUCUUGCUUCAUGGAGAUGAUUUGUUCCUUGAAAAUUCCGUCAGAGAAUUACUGCUGAGAGCAAAAAAUGAUGUGUCAAGUUGUUUGUCCAAGACAUAACCACACAUGCAGUUGCGAUCAUUUCCCCCUUCCAAGCACCCCGGUCUUUUUAGUGAGGGAUACAACCCCUGGACUGUUGAACUGACCAAAUUUCUGUGUACUUCUCCUCUAACCCAAUUUCGGCUCUCACGUUUAUGUACUUCACGUUUUGGCGCUAUUCCGUGUCAGCCCUAUUCCUCCAACUUUGGCACGCCAUCUCAAUUAUGUUGAUCUCUUUCACCACAGUCUUAUCCGUUACUACGAGAUCUGGGCGAUUUCGUGCACUCUCUGGGAGAGCUUCAGUUGCUAUUAAAUAGAACAAUCCCACGUUAUUUCCACAUCGUUUGAGAGAUUAAGAGUCAGGUUAAAGUAAACGCCAGAUUAAAGUUGAGAAUUUCUCACAAUAGAAAAUAAGAAGAUAAAAACUGUCCAGAACAAUGCUUAUGGAUAAAACUGGUGUUAAACUACUUAGUUUUGAGUGGAAGUAAUAAACAACAAACGACAAUUAAGAAGAAAAUUUCGUCAUGUGGUACAAAUUCACGUUUGCCUUUUGGCGUAAACGUGAUUCUUAAUCUCUCUUUUAUUGACAUAGAAACUGCGAGGCUCCUGUCUCAGUAGAAGUGGCUUCUCACUCAGUUUAUGGGAUAUGAGUAACUUAAGUAAAAUCCAUUUUAGUGCAUCAUUAUAUCUGUAAAGGCCGGUAUUGUCAGUCUUUGCGCUAGCUCUGGACAACCAGCUCUACUGUUUCGGGAAACUUAUGACAUUUUCUGCAGGUCUUCUCAGUCGCAGAGCCCAUCAUCGCCUCCCGUGCUUUGUUCUAAGGAGUUGCUGAUAUAUUUCGUUCAGUGCGCAGAUUGCGUAGGUUGGGGCCGAUUUCCAUUUAUUGCUCCAAUUAAGGCACCCUGAAAGUUCAGCUGUUUCAUCAUCAAGUCUGUUGGACAGAAUGUUCCUCUGCGAAACCCUCUCUUUGACCUCCAGUUUUGUCUUAUGCGAGGGCCUUUCGGCCAGCAGCUUUUUCGCACUGUUUAGGUCUGAGGCAAUGUAAAUCCGCCCUUCUGUUGUUUCAAAUGAAAGUCUGGGACCAUCUGCUAGCUCUAAGAUCAUCCUCAUGUCCACAGCGCAUUCUUAGUAUCUUUAAGUAUUGAUCUUCUAUCUUUAACCUCCUCAGCUUGUUGGAAUUGCGCAACGGCCUGCAAUUUCGGAUAUUUGGAUGUGGUGAUUCGCAAAGCUGACUUGAUCUUGGGUUUUUAAAUGUUUGUGGGUUCCCUGAGCCCGCGGCCGCCAACUAAACGGGAUGCGUAGAGUAGGGUGUUAAGGUGUGGGAAUGUCUCGCUCCCGUCUUAGUUAAGAGACAUUUGAUUUUCAAUUCAAACUCAUUAAGAUCUUUGUGAGAGAAGUAAAGAGCUGGCAUAAGGAAUGUAUCGGUGGGGCAAAUGUGUUGAUUGCGUUUAUUUUGUUCUGGUCUGACACUCAAAAAGUGGCGUUUCUAAGAAUACACUGACGCGUUGGAUAACUUCUUUUCAGCUUUCUCUAAAACGACCUUCUUUCCCCCUCUCUUCAUUCAUUCACUCUUUGUUUCAUCUAUCCAUCCAUUCAUUCCCUUUUCAUUUAUUCAUCUAUCCAUCCAUUCAUUCACUCACCCACCUACCCAUUCAUUCAUUCAUUCAUUCAUUCAUUCACUCACUCACGCGCGCACGCAAGCACGCACACACGCAUUCACGCACUCACGCACUCAACCACUCACUCACUCAACCACUCAACCACUCACUCUCUCAACCACUCAACCACUCACUCAACCACCCACUCAACCACUCACUCACUCACCCACUCAACCAUUCAACCACUCAACCACUCACUCACUCACUCCCUCACUCAACCACUCACUCAACCACUCAACCAACCACUCAACCACUCAACCACUCACUCACUCACUCACUCACUCACUCACUCACUCACUCACUCUCUCACUCACUCACUCACUCACUCACUCAACCACUCACUCAACCACUCAACCACCCACCCAUUCAUUCAUUCUUUCAUUUUCCAGGUGUUCUUCUUCUGUGGGAAGAACUGGAAAGCGACAAGAUAUUAAUCUUGCUUUCGGGUGCUGGACCAGGGGAAUUGUUGCUCAUGAGAUCGGUAAGUGUCAUCACUUUUAAUAGUCGCAUUAGAUAAAGCCACAUUAACCGAAUAAAGAAAAUAUUGAGUUCAAGAGCGUCAGUCAAAAGAAUGAACAAGCAGAAUGCUUUCCCAUCAUCGUUCAAGGGACUUUUUUUUAUUUAUGAGCCAGGGAGCUUUAUGCAUCAGGGGACGGAAGAGCAACGACUUCAACCAGUUCAGUUGUAGCUUUGAGAAAAAACAUGAAUUUAAAAGGACCAAAUGGCAGAUGCUGGGUUCCAUUUUCAACAAUGGUCAUUUCCCUUGCAAUUUCCUAACUUCCACAUUUUUUGCUUCCUAAGUACGAUUACCUCGAUUUAUACGGGUUUUAAGUAAAAUAGAAUACAUUUAAUCAAUUCAAAUUGGCAGAUCCAAGAGGGCGGAUGGUUCCAGUUCCUUCUUUAAUAGUAAAUAAUGAUGUCAUCAUGACACCAUUGCUAUUGUUAAAGAUUAUUAAUGUGUUAGCCAAGUUUAUGAUUUUGUCAGACAGCUUGCUAUUUGGGUAUUUUUUACUUUAUGGUUACUUUAAGGGGAAAAACUGAUGAAGUUAGGCUUCUGCCAAGAAAUUCAACAAUAUGACGUGAUGAUGACUUCAAAAUACGUCAUUGUGUCAAUCAAGUUAUACCUAGUUGGUUGGAAAUGAUGAGCACAUUAUUUUGUGUAAUUUGGUGGCCGUAUCAUGAGCGGGCGUAAAGUUAUAGAGGGGGUCUCCCCAACCCCUCGGGUCACAGGAAGCUGAAAAAAAAAAGCCGGGUCUGAAUAGGGUUAAAUUGUUAAUUUAGGGGUAGAAAUUUAAUUUCUAAUUAAAAUGGGUUGGGUUCUUGAUGAUUGAUUGAUUGAUUGCCUGGUUAAUUUCUUCGAAGGUCACGCCCUUGGUUUCUUUCACGAACAGUCCCGUCCUGACAGGGAUAACUUUGUGACAAUAGUAUGGGCAAAUAUCCCUUCAAGUAAGUUUAAACAUUUUGAUAACUGGAUCGGAGAUAUCCUAUUUACAUGGAUAAUCAACAAAUUAAACCAAAAGCCUCAUGUUAGCGUAAAAAAGUUUACGUGAGCUUAGUUUCAUCCCAUAAAAUUCUUGACUCAUUUGUAUGACUUCUGUUAGAUAGGAGACAUAACUUUAAGAAGUAUCCAAGGUCUACCAUUGACUCACUUGGAACACCAUACGAUUACGGAAGCUUGAUGCAUUAUGGAAAGAAAGCAUUCAGCAAUAAUGGACAGCCCACUAUUCUGGUUAAGAGAUCAGGGGUA